AGCAGAUUACGAAUAAUUUAUCACAUAUCGACUCGAAAGAUACUUUUGGUGUUUAUAGCUUGUUAGGUCGGAUUUCUGAAAAUGUAAAAGUUUAAACAUCAUUAUUUAAAGUUAUAGAUACAUGGGUAUGACGUCAAUUGUGAUAAAAACAAAGUGGCCACGAGCCGCCGGCCCUGUUCUUCAUCACAAAAUCUUAAAUAAAGACAAACAGAAAAUGAGAAUUGUACGUUCCGGUGGUUAACGAAUAUGCGAUUUCUCGGAACAUACCGUCAAUUUAUUUGAGGAGAGAUAAUUUUGCUUAUAUGAUGGGUAACAACCCUUCACGUGGCAUUCAAAAAAGCAAACAAGAAAUUCAGUUUCAAAAGUGGAAAUAUCUUGGUCAUUCUGUCAAGCAUGGAAAACUGUUGUCAGAAUUGUGUUAUCUUGAAUCAGAACAUAUUGGCAAUUUACGUGUAAUUUUCUCGGACAGAUUUAGCCUUGGCAAAGGAAGCAGUGGAACCGAUGUCUUUCUUGGACUGACAAAGGAUGGCUACGGCAAAGCAGUAAAACGAAUGCGUAGAAAUAACUACCUACAGCCUGCACAGCACGAAAAAAAAGUUUUAAAUGAAUUUAAUGCAAGGGAGUCGAAAUAUGUUGUGAAUUAUUACUUCUUAGAGGAAGAUACUGGAACGGACUAUGUUUAUUUAAUAUUAGACUUAUGCGAAGAAUCAUUGAAGCAGUUUGUGGAAGAUUCUACCAUAGAAGAUCUUCAAAAAGCUCUUCCUAAUAUUCUUAGACAAAUUUUAAAUGGAUUAACUGAUCUUCAUACUGACCCAAAUCCUAUUCUUCAUCGCGAUUUGAAGCCUUCCAAUGUUCUCCGAGACUCGCAUGGCAAAUUUUUGAUCGCGGACUUUGGAAUUAGUCGAAUAUUGAAUGAUGAAUUUAGCACAUAUGAAAGCAAAGCUAACACGGGAACUGAGUAUUGGAUUGCUCCUGAGUCAUAUCGGGAAGAUAAAGACACAGUAGAUAAAGGACGUUACAAAAAAGAAUCUGAUGUAUAUAAUGCCGGAAUGGUGGCUUAUUAUGUUGCAACAAAAGGGCAACAUCCUUUUGGAGUGACACGUUAUAGAUUGGACAACAUGUUGAAAGGAAACCCUGUUGGCUUGGAUGAAAUCAAGAAUGAAACGCUGAAAGACCUUUUGAUGUGGUUGUUAAAUCGUUUGCCGGAAGACAGGCCAUCUGCCAACGAGGCGUUGAAACACCCAUUUUUUAUGUCAGAUGACGAGAAAUUUAAAAUGUUAUGUGAAGUUGGGAACCAACUGUCAAUUAAGACAAAUGAUACCCAGUCAAGAGUGGUCCAUCAAACAAAUAAUGAAUCUUCAGACUGGAGAAGUCAAAUUGAUAGUGAUGUAUAUGCUUAUUUUACAAAACAUGAGGUGAUUGGAAAAAUUCGUAAGUAUGGAUCUUCUUGGACAGAAUGCUUGAGAUUUAUUCGAAACUUUGGGCUGCAUUGGAACUAUCGACCUUGGCCUGGACCAAAACCAUAUGAUAAGAUUGGCGAUCACAAGUUGUAUUUUCUCAAAACAUUCCCUGAUCUCCCUGUUCGGGUGCACGCAGCUAUCAGGUCAAAUAAAAAAUUAAAAAACAAUUCAGAACUUAAAGAUAAGGAUAAAAAUGACAAAGAAAAAAGUUGUAUGAACGGAAAUGGAAUGCCCGCUAUUUCAGAGGAAGAAACUUCUGUUUUUGAUAUUUCACAUAUCGUCAAAGAUGUGGAUGAGGCAGGGCAAGGUCACAAUGGAUCAACAGAGAAAUUUGCUGAGGAAUGUGACAAUGGAUCAACAAAUCAAUUGGCUGAGGAAGGUGAUAAUGGAUUAACAGAGAAAUUGCCUACAGGAGAAGAGAUGAUGAUGGUUGACAAAUUGAGUCAAAGUGAAGGAGUUGAGACGAAGAUGACAGAAAGUUUGAUAGUAAAUGGUGAAGAUUCACUGCGUCAAAGAUCACACAAUGCAGAGGGUGUUUCAGCAAAAAAUGUGUUACCAGAAGGGAAGAUGACAGAUAAAGAACAAAAAGAAAGUUAUUUAACAUUGGAAGACCAAAUCAAAGGAGUGUUGUAUGGAAAUUGUAUUGGAGAUGCCAUUGGAGUGCUUACUGAGGUCAUGAGUAAAAAAGACGCUCAUGAGUUCUAUGGUGGAUAUAAAAAUCUUGAAUAUACCAUGAAGAUACAUGAUUCACAUCGUGCAAGAUGGAAAAUUGGAGAUUGGACUGAUGAUUCUGAUCAAAUGAUUUUAAUUCUUCGAACAUUGGUGAAAAAUAAUGGAAGUUUCAAUGUGAAGGAUUUUGCAAAAAAUUUGUAUGACUGGGUGUAUUAUGGAUAUAAAGAACUCGGUGAUAAUGGUGGCAAUGGUUUGGGCGGUACAACAGCUACAGUCCUUCAUCACCCCUUAUUCUUGGAUGAUCCCUACAAGGCAGCAACAGAUGUCUGGGAAAGUAGCGGCAAAUUUUUGGCACCAAAUGGUGGUGUGAUGAGGACCUCUAUAAUAGGAACAUUAAAUUUUACGAACCUGGAGAAAGUUAAAGAGAUGACAAGAGAUGCUUGUCUUGUUACACAUGCUGAUCCACGUUGUAUUGCGUCAUGUGUUGCUGUAACCAUAGCAAUUGCUUUAAUGUUGCAACGUAAAUAUUUGUUAAAUAAUGGAAAACAAGAUGUUGUAACAAUUACGAUGAUAGCAUAUGAUCACGCCGAGAAAGAAAUUGUUGAUGAAGGACAUAUUAAUGAACUGAAACACCAUAUAUCUGCUGAAACACCUCAACAACUUAAGUUAGAUGAUCGUAAGAAAAAUGGUUAUACGUUCAAAUGUAUGGGUGCUGGAUUCUGGGCCCUAAGGCAAAACGAUUUUAGGAGAGCAAUUGAAACGCUAGUAAUGGAGGGAGGUGAUGCUGAUACUAACUGUGCUGUCGCUGGUGCGUUACUUGGCUGUAAAUUGGGUUUUAAAAAGCUUCCUCAAUCUUGGGUGAAUGGUCUUUGUCAUGGACCUUGGUUGGAGAAGGAAGUGAACAAAUACCUUUCGCUCAUUGGAAAACAACACAAUGUUAAUAAAAUGUAACAUUUAACGAUGUUUCACUCCUUAAAUGUAAUUUUUGAAUUAUAUAACUGUAAUAUCGACGAUAAAAACUUAACAAAUAAACAUUUAUAACCAUA
This is a messenger RNA of Xenia sp. Carnegie-2017, 3178 nucleotides long. RefSeq lists its product as uncharacterized. Gene Ontology annotation, molecular function: ATP binding; RNA endonuclease activity; protein serine/threonine kinase activity. Gene Ontology annotation, biological process: protein phosphorylation; mRNA processing; intrinsic apoptotic signaling pathway in response to endoplasmic reticulum stress. Gene Ontology annotation, cellular component: IRE1-TRAF2-ASK1 complex. The coding region runs from base 303 to 3083 and encodes 926 amino acids. Lineage: Eukaryota; Metazoa; Cnidaria; Anthozoa; Malacalcyonacea; Xeniidae. The transcript has 15 exons. The record is from RefSeq and is a predicted model, not a curated record.